This is a messenger RNA of Ostertagia ostertagi, 381 nucleotides long. The record is from the annotation of a GenBank genome assembly. NCBI's taxonomy places the organism in Eukaryota, Metazoa, Nematoda, Chromadorea, Rhabditida, Trichostrongylidae.
AUGGAUAGAUAUUCUCCACAACCUCCUCCUCGAAGCUACAGUAACUUGAACGUGGAAUGUAACGACAAUGUGAUACGUCCUGUGCCUCAACGCAGUCCACUAACCAAGCAAGUGAAUCAACUGGCCUAUGAGAUACCAAAGAACAAGUACGCUCAAAAUCCAUGGAAUUACGCUCCCGAGUUUCUUAAAGUUUUCGGUGACGUUCGAGUUCAUGUUGGCGGAAAAGCUGUUGAUGUGCUGUUGGGUAGCCCAAGGCCCAAGGUGUGCUGGCUGUUCAACGAUGAAAAGAUGCGCUUCAAUGAUAUUCAAGUUGACGAUACAGCUGAUGUCUGCCGAUUGACCAUACCAUAUGUUAUGCCCUACCAUUUUGGUGAGCUAUGA